Molecule: messenger RNA, 2106 nt
Organism: Aspergillus melleus
Lineage: Eukaryota; Fungi; Ascomycota; Eurotiomycetes; Eurotiales; Aspergillaceae
Gene: slt11
Product: Pre-mRNA-splicing factor ECM2
Exons: 2
Coding region: 93-1247 (384 amino acids)
Cellular component (GO): U2-type catalytic step 1 spliceosome; Prp19 complex; U2-type catalytic step 2 spliceosome
Molecular function (GO): pre-mRNA binding; U6 snRNA binding
Source: RefSeq, a predicted model, not a curated record
UUCUUUCGCCGACCACCGAAGCGCAUCCACUCGAGCAACGCGUGCCUUCGCCGGUUUCUCAUCCAGACUCGCCGGAACAACCGUGUUGCAUCAUGCCUCAGCCUCAAAUUAAACAAGACCUCAACCGGUCGGGGUGGGAAACCACCGACUUCCCCUCCGUCUGCGAAAACUGCCUGCCCGAAAAUCCCUACGUGCAGAUGCUGAAGGAAGACUACGGCGCAGAAUGCAAGAUCUGCACUCGUCCUUUUACCAUCUUCCGUUGGAAGGCCGACCGUACCGCGCGUACCAAGCGCACUGCCAUCUGCUUGACCUGCGCCCGGUUGAAGAACUGCUGCCAGUGCUGUAUGCUCGAUUUGUCCUUCGGUCUUCCCAUCGUCGUGCGUGAUGCCGCUCUCAAGAUGGUGGCUCCCGGCCCCGAGAGCACGAUCAACCGCGAAUACUACGCCCAAGGACACGAGAAGGAGAUCGAAGAAGGACGCGGGGCGGUAGAAGAAUACGAAAAGACGGACGAAAAAGCGCGCGACCUGCUGCGGCGACUCGCGCACAGCGAACCCUACUACAGAAAGCCUCGGCAGAUCGAAGCUCCGCGCGACGAGGAGGGCGAGGCGCCGUCUGCCGACGGUCCCGUUAUGCAUAGUCGAUAUGGCAACGGACCGGGGCCGAUUCGAACGAGUGACAGUCGGAGAGGGACACCUUUGCCUGGGAGAGGACGGGGCGGUAUGCGCGGUGGCCGUGGCGGUCGCCCGUUCCCCGGAACCGCUCAGCUGCCGCCGUCGCAAGACGAUAUCCUUCCCCCCGCGGACCCCAACGUUACGUCGCUUUUUGUUACGGGUGUCGAGGAUGACCUUCCCGAGCACACUCUGCGUACUUUCUUCUCUGAGUUCGGUCAGCUUCGGUCGCUUGUCUGCUCUCACCGCGCUCACUCUGCGUUCGUCAACUUUGCUACACGCGAGGGCGCCGAAGCUGCUGCCAAACAGUGCCAAGGAAAGGCUGUCAUUCAGGGCUGUCCGCUGCGGAUUCGGUGGGGUAAACCCAAGCCGCUGGACAACAUGGACCGAGAGGAGAGAAUGAAACAUGCUCGUGAGGGACGAUCGGCCGUCGGGACAUCCAGGGGACCAGGCUCCGGCAACAAGGCCAUCACCGCGGCGGGCGAGGAAGCCGUGGACAAGCCGGAGGCGCCCCGAAAUAUCGUGGCUCCACCCCCGGGCAGCGGCGAGAUUCAGUACACCAGCUUGUCUGGAGAUUAAGUAUACGGUUCACAUCUUGAUACACGCUCUACCUGUUGAAAUAUUGGCACCAUUGAAGACCACAUGUACAUUCGAAGCGGGCGUUUUGUGUAUUCUCUUUUUUUACAUUGCUAUUAUCAAUCCAAAAUACCCCAAAAGACGCCGGAAGGAGAGAAAAGUUUGGGUAUACUAUAAUACAAAGUACAAAUGCAAAUAUUCUGCAAUCGCCUCAUCCCAUGUGUAGAACAUGUAGGCCAGCACCCGUUGAGAUUUCCCUAAGCAGAGCAUGGCUUGUCAACCUUGACAUUCUUGCCGCCAACCUUGAUCGAGUCGUUAUCGCCGCGUUCGAUGUUGUCGUGGAUAUUAAGUUCUAUCCCAGACUGUUAGCAACAUCCACACAGCUCCAAGAAUAUGACAUACCCCAUCUCGCACUCUCAUCCCCGGCCGCCCGAGACCCUUGCACGAGGUUAUGCUUCAGAAUGUUGGCCACCUCCACGGCGUGGUUGAUCUGCAUCGGGGUGUCGAUUCCGACACGGGAGUGGUCAUCGAAGUUCCGACGGGCCUCUUGACGGGCAGCAAGCAUCACACGGGUGUCAUCUACCAUCCAAAAGUAUGUUAGAGUCGUGCGAUUGAGAACAAACAAAGGGUUGACUGACUUUCAAAAGCGACCCGGGUGGCGCGGAGAAGCUGGCGAUAGGCACUGCGAGCGGAAACAGCCAUUUUGUGAGGAUAGAUUGAGGAUAGACUAAUUGAAUAGUCUGAUAUGAGGAAUUAAAACUUCUAAGGGUUUCUUCCAACAAAUUCUGCCGUCAAAGUAGUUGCUCUUCGACUUGUCUCUGAAGCAUUCGAUUUGAUCUCCGAAACCACCGGCGGCUGAUUG